Messenger RNA from Oryza brachyantha (malo sina), 3546 nucleotides. Its product is annotated as protein unc-13 homolog. The coding region runs from base 182 to 3079 and encodes 965 amino acids. The transcript has 5 exons. The record is from RefSeq and is a predicted model, not a curated record. NCBI's taxonomy places the organism in Eukaryota, Viridiplantae, Streptophyta, Magnoliopsida, Poales, Poaceae.
UUGUUUGGUGUGCAGCUAAAUGCAGUGCAGCUAGCAAAGCUCCUCCUCCAAACUUCACAAAAACCACAAACCGUUCAAAAUCUCCGCAAAAAAAAAAAAAAAAAAAAACCGAUCAAACGCAGCUUAAAAAACCAAACCAGAGAGAGAGAAACCAAAAAAAAAAAAAAACCCCGCCGCCAGCAUGGCGCGCCUCUUCCGCGACUCCUCCUCGUCGCGCUCCAGUGGCCUCGCCGCCGGCGCCGACAACUCCACCGCCAGCAGUGCCUCGGCGGCGCCGCCGCUUCCCUCCCCGCUGCCCGACCUCGGGGUGGCCCUCUCCGCCUCCGACCUCCGCGCCACCGCCUACGAGAUCCUCGUCGCAGCCUCCCGCGCCACCGGCGCCAAGCCCCUCACCUACAUCCCGCAGUCCGCCUCCGCCUCCACCUCCACCUCUUCACUGUCGUCCUCCAUCCACCACUCGCUGGCGUCGUCGGCGGCGGCUGCCAGCAAGGUGAAGAAGGCGCUCGGGCUGAGGCCGUCCUCGGCAUCGGCGUCGUCGUCCAAGCGCCGCGGGAGGGGGCGGCCGGCGACGGCGGCGGAUCUAGUGCGGGUGCAGCUGGGGGUGUCGGAGCAGGCGGACGCGAGGAUCCGCCGCGCGCUCCUGCGCAUCGCCGCCGGCCAGCUUGGUAGACAUGCAGAAUCUAUGGUUUUGCCCUUAGAGUUCCUUCAGCGGUUUAAAGCAUCAGAUUUCCCUGAUCCACACGAGUAUGAAGCCUGGCAGUUGAGGUACCUGAAGCUUCUUGAGGCUGGUCUACUGUUCCACCCACUUGUUCCCUUAAAAAAGUCAGAUGUUUCUGCACAACGACUGCAGCAAGUAAUACAUGGAGUUUAUGAUACACCAACUGAAACUGAGAAGAACUCCAAACUCAUGGAGGGCCUGUACAGUGCUGCCAAGGCUCUUGCUGGCAGAUCUCUUGGUCAAACUCUUGAUGAAUGCCAUUGGGCUGAUGGCUUCCCUUUGAAUCUCCAUAUCUACCAAACUCUGGUAGAAGCUUGCUUUGAUAGUGAGGAUGGUGCUGUGGUUGAUGAGAUUGAUGAAGUGGUGGAGAUGUUGACAAAGACUUGGGUUAUUCUUGGAAUUAAUCAGAUGUUUCACAAUCUCUGCUUUGCAUGGGCAUUGUUCAACCAUUUUGUCAUGUCAGGCCAAGUAGAUAUUGAGUUGCUUUCUGGUGCAGAAAAUCAAUUAACUGAAGUUGUAAAAGAUGCAAAAGCUACAAAAGACCCAGAUUACUGUGAUGUUUUAAGCUCCACUAUAAACUCAAUAAUGGGUUGGACAGAGAAAAGAUUGCUUGCUUACCAUGAAACAUUCAGUGCUAGUAAUAUUGCUUCAAUGCAAGGUAUUGUCUCAAUAGGAGUCUCAACUGCAAAGAUUCUUGCCGAAGAUAUAUCUCAUGAAUACCGUAGGAAAAAGAAACAGGAGACUGAUGUAGUAGUUCACAGCAGGAUAGAAACCUAUAUAAGGUCCUCACUCCGUACUGCUUUUGCUCAAAAAAUGGAAGAGGCAGAUUCAAAGCGGUCUUCAAGGAACCCUAUGCCAGUUUUAUCAAUCCUUGCAAAGGCAAUUGGUGAUCUUGCUAAGAAGGAGAGAACUGUUUACAGUCCAAUACUCAAGAAAUGGCACCCACUUGCUAUAAGUGUUGCGGUUGCAACCCUUCAUUCUUGUUUUGGUAAUGAGAUAAAGCAAUUUAUGGCUGGGCUAACAGAGCUGACACCAGACACAGCUCAAGUGCUUAAGGCAGCUGACAAGUUAGAGAAGGAUCUGGUUAAUAUCGCUGUUGAAGAUUCUGCUGAUAUUGAUGAUGGUGGAAAGUUAUUUAUCAGAGAAAUGGAACCAUAUGAAGCUGAAAAUGUAAUGGAAAACCUGGUGAAAGCAUGGGUAAAAGAACGUGUGGACAAACUAAAAGAAUGGAUUGACAGAAAUUUGCAUCAGGAGACUUGGAAGCCAAAGAGUAAUGGAGAGAACUUUGCUCCUUCCUCGGUGAAGAUGAUGCAGAUAAUUGAAGAGACUUUUCAAGCGUUUUUUCAGUUGCCUAUAACAAUGCACUCCACUCUUCAUUCUGAUCUAACAACCGGACUCGAUAGGAAUCUUCUGUAUUAUGUCUCUAAAUCAAAAACUGCCUGUGGAACUCAGAGUACUCUUAUUCCCCAACUACCUCAUUUAACAAGAUGUGAUGUUGGAUCCAAGUUAUUCAAGAAAAAGGAAAAGCCACAGGUUCUUAUGAAGCGUGGAUCGCAAGUUGGAUCAACCACAAAUGGUCUGUCAGACAUUCCUGAACUCUGUGUUCGAAUAAAUACACUCUAUUAUGUCCAAACUGAGUUGCAGAGCUUGGAGAAGAAGAUUAAAACAUACUUCCAAAAUAUAGGAUCAAUUGACCACAAGACAUACGAGCUGAAUAUCCCCUUUAAGCUAUCUCAGGCAGCCUGCCAAGAAGGCAUUCGACAGCUGUGUGAAACAUUUGCGUAUAAGGUGAUAUACAAUGACUUGAGUCAUGUUCUUUUGGAUUCACUGUAUGCUGGUGAUACUGCAUCAAACAGGGUGGAGCCUUUGUUGAGAGAGCUUGAUCCUAUCCUUAGGAUGGUAUCUGGCAUAGUGCAUAAUGGUGUGCGGAACCGGGUGAUAACUACGUUGAUGAAAGGCUCCUUUGAUGGGUUCUUGUUGGUUCUUCUGGCUGGUGGACCUACCCGUGCCUUCACCCUUCAGGACUCUCAGAUGAUAGAGCAUGAUUUCAGAGCCCUCAGGAGCUUGUAUGUAGCCAAUGGCCGUGGCCUGCCAGAGGAACUAGUUGACAAGGCGUCGUCAGAGGUGAAGAACAUUCUGCCACUCCUGCGGACAGACACAGGGACCCUCAUCGAUCGGUUCAAGCGAGCAAUCUCUGAAUCUUGUGGCUCCACAACCAAAUCUGGGUUCCCAAUGCCUCCAGUACCCGCGCAGUGGAGCCCAAGCAAUCCAAACACAAUUUUGCGAGUUCUGUGCUACCGAAAUGAUGAGGCGGCUACGAAGUUCCUCAAGAAAGCAUACAAUCUCCCAAAGAAGCUUUGAAUUGUGGACAGCUCGAAAGGUUGAAUCCUUUUGUAUGUAUAUAUUUGCAGCUUGCAAACGAUAUGUUGAACUGUGCACAGUUAUGAUGUCUACAUUUGAAAGGUACCAGCAACACCAACACUAUCCGGGCGAGUUAUGCCGUCACCUCUCAGCAUGUGGCAGGCUCCAUGGAUGCGGGCAGAGGGUCAGAUUCUUGGAGUUGGUCCACGCUGGUCUAAAAGAUGAAAAGGUUGUGUGAUUUGUGAGUUUUACUCUUUGUGCAGCGGCAAUUUUGUGUUUUUUCGUUUCAGCUACUAUACAGUAUACACUCAAUCUGUGAAUAGGCCAUAUGAUAUACUUGACAACUGCAUAUACACGAGUGCUUACAAUUUUUGUACAAUUGACUAUAGUCUAUAGAGAAGAUGGGUGGAUGUAUACCGAUAGCAAUUUAUUGAUGCAUACCCUGUGAUAUUUGAGAUCACCGUGAU